AUGGAAGAAGAAGGAGACGAGUCUGUGCCGUGUUUCGUCUUCACCCUGCGAAAGAUCCAAUGGAAUCAGUCCAACAAGGAUUCCAGCUCAGAAGUCUCCGGUGAAAACCGAAACUUAACCUUAUCACAGCUGAGUGAUCAGGACUGGCUGCUGCUGUGUGGCCAGCAUUCUCAGUCUGCUGUUGCUGCAGAGCUCAACUGGAGGGAGAUUUUUGGUAAAGAGCCAUUGUUAGUUCAGCAAUGUCAGAAGCAAGAUUCUCAAUGCGGGACAAGUGGCGAUAAAACCUGCAAGUCAUCACGAGAGCCCUCGAUCAUCCUCAAGUGCCGACACCUCCCUUACAAUCCUUUGACUAGCACCCCGCGGAUGAAGAGGUUGUCUACUCCGGCAAGUAACAAGAGUCUUCAGUCCUUCUCGAUGACCUCUCAGCACCACAUUGGAUCGAAACCAUCCCUCCCUAAACAUACAUCUCCACCUUCUGACACCUUUGAAACAAGUGACCUAGUCAACGGGGAUGCAGUGCAUCCGCUGAGCAGCCAUGGCACUUUGAGAUCCAGUCUUUCAGAACUCAACUCUGGCCAGCAGCCUCUUCAGCUUCUUCACAGCACCAUCCUGGAGGACGCCUUUUCCAAAGUCAUCAGAGAAGAUUCCAGUAAGGCCAACAGUGAGAACCUGACCAGGGAAGAAGGCAACGUACCACAGAAGAAGACCAAGGACAUUAGCUACCGGCUGGGUCAGAGAAGGGCUCUCUUUGGGAAGCGCAAACAGUUAAGCGACUACGCCUUGGUCUGUGGGAUGUUUGGCAUCAUUGUCAUGGUGAUUGAGACAGAGCUUUCAAGAGGAUUUUACAGCAAGGAAUCCAUAUAUUCCUACAUACUGAAAGGCCUGAUCAGCCUCUCUACUGCUUUUCUUCUUGGACUCAUCGUGAUGUACCAUGCAAGGGAAAUCCAGCUCUUCAUGGUAGACAAUGGAGCUGACGAUUGGAGAAUAGCUAUGACCAUUGAGCGGGUUCUGUUUGUUGUGUUGGAGCUCCUUGUCUGUGCUAUCCAUCCAAUCCCAGGCCAAUAUGUGUUCACCUGGACCACCAGGCUGGCCUUCAGCUACACAGCAUCGGUAGCGGAUGCUGAUGUUGACAUCAUCCUCUCUGUUCCCAUGUUCCUGCGCCUCUACUUGAUUGGCCGGGUCAUGUUACUUCACAGCAAGCUGUUCACGGACGCUUCCUCCCGCAGCAUUGGGGCGCUUAACAAGAUCAGCUUUGACACUCGUUUUGUCAUGAAGACUCUGAUGACCAUCUGCCCUGGAACAGUCCUGCUGGUCUUCAGUGUGACCUGUUGGAUCAUUGCAGCGUGGACCGUGCGUGUCUGUGAGAGGUAUCACGAUGCACAGGAAGUGACCAGUACUUUUCUUGGAGCCAUGUGGUUGAUAUCCAUUACCUUCCUAUCUAUUGGCUAUGGCGACAUGGUCCCUCACACAUACUGUGGGAAAGGCGUUUGCUUACUGACAGGAAUCAUGGGAGCAGGCUGUACAGCCUUAGUGGUCGCUGUUGUUGCAAGAAAGUCAGAACUCACCAGAGCCGAGAAGCACGUCCAUAACUUCAUGAUGGAUACUCAGCUCUACAAAAAGAUAAAAAACACAGCAGCCAAUGUGCUAAGGGAGACGUGGCUCAUCUACAAAAACACAAAGCUGGUCAAAAAGAUCGACCAUGCCAGAGUGCGCCACCAUCAACGCAAAUUUCUGCAAGCCAUUCACCAACUGCGAACAGUCAAAAUGGAGCAACGGAAGCUGACUGAUCAGGCCAAUACAGUCGGUGACAUUGCUAAGACUCAGAACAUGAUGUAUGAUCUUGUGGUAGAUCUGCAGCACAGAAGCGAGGAGCUUGACAGGAGGAUUGUAGUUCUUGAAGACAAAGUAGACUCCAUCCUUCUCAGUGUGCAGUCGCUGCCCGCCGUGCUCUCUCAAGCAAUAACAAAGCUACAAAAGGAUUUCCUGGACGACCUGGCCUGUCGUGUCCACUUCCUAUCUUCCUCCCUGAGCUCUGAGUGCUGCCCGGUCCCUGCCAGGCAGCUCUGUCCUGGACCCACCACACCAGAGACACCAUACAGCUCCUAACCACACUCAGAGCUUUUCUCUUAGUUUUUUUUUUUUUUCAUGCUGGGAAGGAUUGUAUUAACUCUGUUACAUUUCAUCACUGUUCAGUUAAACAUAUUCCCUCCUGAGAAUAAUCGCUCACACUGAGCAGCUCUAAUGACACACAAAGUAAGGCGAUAAAGGGGAGAACCUUAUGCAUUAUUUUUCUCUGCUUUAAGUUUCACUGUACGUUC
Molecule: messenger RNA, 2318 nt
Organism: Labrus bergylta (ballan wrasse)
Lineage: Eukaryota; Metazoa; Chordata; Actinopteri; Labriformes; Labridae
Source: RefSeq, a predicted model, not a curated record